AUGGCUAUCGAUGCGCUUAAAACCGAUCAACGUAACGAUAUACUUACGAAUGCUGCAUCAAUCUUAUUUAGUGGUCUUGCUGGACGUUUACAAACGACGAGUCAAACCAGUUCGCAUAGCAGCUAUAGUGAUGAUAAUGAUUGGAAUAAAUUUGACGAUAGUUCGAACACCUCAGAGGUGUCACCUGGUAGAACAAAGCUAUCUAACUGUCAAUUAGAAGAUCCCAACCCUACAGAGAAUACUCCCUCAGCACCUCCAACAGGUUCGAAGCGUCGAAAGCAAAUCCUUCCUUCUCGUGCUGAUAUUUCUACUGAUUCUCAUUGUGUUGUACAAAGUGAACACGAGAAGGCCCGUAGUUGUCACCACAAAAGUAAACAUCGUCAUCGCAACAAGCAUUCUCAAUGUGAGAGGAUAGAGAAAUGUGGAUACGGUGUUAGUUCUUCUUGCACAGUACCGAACUCAAAUGAUGGUCAUGAGUUAUCAAGUGUCAUUGUAAAUUUACUGCCUGUCAAAAAAACGUCUAUCGAAGAAUUUCAAUCAGGGACAUCAACUGUCCCUGGAAUGCACCAGAUACACUGUCAACGGAGAACACGACUUGAACCAUUAGCAGUGAUUGUACUCUCUGUAUUUAUGGGUAGUAUAUCUAUACAACUUUUAGCUGAAUCUGUACAAGCCAUUGUUCGUAUGUCACAAAAUAAUCAAGAGGCACCAAACGUUAAUGAUUUAGCAUUGGGAAUAAUGGCAUCCAUAAUUGUUUGGGAUAUGAGAAUGGGCGAUCGACCGUGUGAAAUUUAUUCAGUUCAUGAACCAUUUCGAUCACAACUUUGUAUGUUGUAUGAAAAUGAUGCUAUUUUUGAUAAAUUCUUAUGUGGAUGGUCUGAUGAUGAUAGGUAA
This is a messenger RNA of Schistosoma mattheei, 894 nucleotides long. NCBI's taxonomy places the organism in Eukaryota, Metazoa, Platyhelminthes, Trematoda, Strigeidida, Schistosomatidae. The record is from the annotation of a GenBank genome assembly.